UUGUAAAAUCCGGCAGGUAUUUAUCGUUAGUGCUCCAUUGAUGCGGCUCGUUUAUGGUUAUUUGCAAUUGUGAUAACUUUUAAUACAGAACACAACACAAACAAUGGGUAAAGUAGGUAAUACAGAACUAUACUGGGAAGACAUUUUGGUCAUUGUUAUAUACUUUAUACUCGUCUUAGCUGUAGGAUUAUGGUCGUCAUACAAAAGCAUAAGAGACAGCGUCAGUGGGUAUUUCCUAGCAAACAGGAGCAUGCACUGGAUACCUGUUGGUGCAUCCCUAUUUGCUAGCAACAUAGGAAGUGGACAUUUUAUUGGUUUAGCUGGUUCGGGUGCAAGUUCCGGUAUUGGAAUUGCAACGUUCGAAUUGAAUGCAUUAUACAUUCUGUUAAUUUUGGGAUGGCUGUUCGUUCCUGUUUACAUGGCAUCCGGAGUAUACACGAUGCCAGAAUAUCUCAGGAAACGUUUCGGAGGCCAAAGAAUCAGGAUAUAUUUAUCAGUUCUCGCUCUUCUCUUAUACGUAUUUACUAAAAUUUCGGCUGAUUUAUACGCUGGAGCCAUAUUCAUCAAUCAGUCGAUUAAGCUGGAGUUAUACAGUUCAGUUCUAACCUUAUUAGUAAUAUCGGCGCUGUUUACCAUAUCCGGAGGUUUAACGGCGGUUAUGUGGACAGAUUCGGCUCAGACCGUGUUAAUGCUCAUAGGUGCCUUCGUUUUAAUGAUACUGAGUUUUAUUAGAGUCGGAGGUUACACCGAAUUACUCGAGAAAUUUGCUAUGGCUCAACCCAAUGAUAGUUAUAUAGGGUAUGGCAUAGAUAAUAAGUCUUGCAGUUUGCCACCCGACAAUUACAAGCAUCUUUUAAGAAGCGCGAGCGAUCCAGAAUUACCUUGGACCGGAAUUACCUUUGGCUUGACAAUAUCAGCAGUCUGGUAUUGGUGCUCUGACCAGGUCAUAGUCCAGAGAGCUUUGUCAGCUAGAAGCAUGGUUCACGCUAAAGCCGGAUGUAUACUUGCUGGUUAUCUGAAGUUACUACCACUUUACCUUUUGGUACUCCCAGGAAUGGCUGCUCGCAUAUUGUUCCCAGAUAUCGUCGCUUGCUCCGAUCCAAAAAAAUGCGAAGAGGCUUGCGGAAUUAAAACUGGAUGCACCAAUGUAGCAUAUCCUAUGUUAGUUCUUAACCUUAUGCCAGCAGGUGCUCGUGGUAUGAUGUUGUCUGUGAUGUUAGCUGCAUUAAUGAGUUCGCUCACCUCCAUUUUUAACAGUAGUUCUACUAUUUUUACUAUGGAUAUAUGGACUAGAAUCAGGAAGCACGCUUCUGAAAUGGAAUUAUUAAUAGUGGGGAGGGUUUUUGUAUUGAUCCUCGUGGCUAUAAGUAUUGUUUGGAUACCAAUUAUCCAAGCAUCUCAGGGAAGUCAAUUGUUUCAUUAUAUACAAAGCGUGACCAGUUAUCUGGCUCCUCCCGUGUGUGCCGUAUAUGUUUUGGCAAUUUUAUGGUCACGGAUAAAUGAAAAAGGUGCUUUCUGGGGUCUUAUGAUCGGACUUGUGAUAGGUAUAAUUCGAUUUGUAAUGGAAUUUGCAUACACGGUACCCGCUUGUGCAGAAAAUUUGCCAGAUCCCAGGCCCGCUAUUCUUUCUAAGGUGCAUUAUUUACAUUUUGGAUGCAUACUCUUUGUUAUUGUUUGCAUAGCUACUUCAGUUAUCAGUUUAUUGACAGAACCCAUUGCAGAGAAACACUUGUAUCGAUUAACAUUCUGGUCAAGGCUCAGCCCCGAAAUAAGGGAUGAUUUAGACACACAAUCCACAUCAAAAGCCAAAACUGCCAAAGUAUCCGAUGGAGCAGAGAAUCCAGGAUUCCAAGAGAUUGAAAAUGGCGUUUCUAUCGAAAUGUCACUAAAAUCUCCGGAUAUUCAGCAAAACAAAGAAAUUAAUCAACCCCAAAACAACAUAUUCGAACCCGAACCGACACUCAUCAAAAAAGCAUUUUAUUUUGUAUGUGGAUUGACUGAAAAUUUAAGGAAAAAUAAGGAUCAAGAAGUGGAAAGGCUUUCUCCAGAAGACGAAGCGAAAAGGGCAGUGGAAUUUAUGAAAUCGAACCCCUUCUGGGAUACCAUAAGCAAUGGAAAUGCUGUAUUUCUUCUCAUAGUAGCAUCAUUUGUAUGGGGUUAUUACGCAUAAAAUCAAAAACAUUUCGCGUUAUUUUAACGAGUGGACUAUCGAGUCUACCUGUAAAUACAAAAAACAAGCUCUUGUAUAUAUAACACUUUACGUUUGUAAUUAGAAGACUUAAAUCAUUCGACGUUGUGUAAAUUUAGACAUUUUUUUCAAAAAUAUAUUUUUUAAUAAUCAAGAAUUUGGAAUUUUUAAAAAGAAUUUUACCAUAACACAAUAAACACUAUAUG
Centruroides sculpturatus (bark scorpion) is the source of this 2394-nucleotide messenger RNA. RefSeq names its product sodium/glucose cotransporter 4-like. Lineage: Eukaryota; Metazoa; Arthropoda; Arachnida; Scorpiones; Buthidae. Gene Ontology annotation, cellular component: plasma membrane. Bases 104 to 2170 code for a protein of 688 amino acids. The transcript is spliced from 15 exons. The record is from RefSeq and is a predicted model, not a curated record. Gene Ontology annotation, biological process: transmembrane transport. Gene Ontology annotation, molecular function: D-glucose:sodium symporter activity.